CUAACAGAGUCCGAGUAGCUACAUAUGCUAAAUCUAGACUAUGAUAUCAGCAGUGCCCAGAACUUCCGUUAAACAAAUAACAAACAUGAUAAAUAAAUAACUAUUGCCGGCAAAAGGUGUCCCAUCUCCUCCAACGCCACUCGAACUGAUAAGAUGAAUCACCCAAAUUGCUGCUGGCAGCGCAGUUGGCUCUGACGCCGCCGCUUUCGCUUUUGUUGUGGCCCCAAAACGGAAUUUAAGGCAUUCCAGUGUAGACAGCGCAAAAAGUACACCCACCCAACGAUAUUUAAAGAUGUUUGAUUUCAAUUUGGAAUUUGCCCGUGGCGGUGCCCGCUUUACCAAUGAGUUGUUCCACCUGUUAGGCUCUGGAGGAGUCAAAGAGAAUGUGGUCUUUUCACCCUUCUCCAUUCAGACAUGUUUGGCUUUGGCUUUUGUCGGUGCUAAGGGCGAAACAGCAGAUGAGAUAGCCAAUGGCUUGCACUUCGUAUCAAACUUCCCACCUGAAGUGGCCCAGACGUUCCAGUUUGUUUUGGAGAAAUACAAGAACAGCAGUCUCUUGAAGGUGGCCAACAAGAUUUAUAUACAGGAGGGUCAUAAGUUGAAGGACAGCUAUUCCCAGGCCAUUAAGGAGCAAUAUCAUUCUGAAGCGGAAUCUAUUAAUUUUGCAUUAAAUGAUGCCGCCGCCGGAGCCAUUAAUAGCUGGGUAAAUGCCAAGACCCAGGGCAAGAUUACGGAGCUUGUGUCUGCGGAUAGCUUCUCGGACUUAACCCGUUUGGUGCUGCUCAAUGCUCUGCACUUUAAAGGAAGCUGGGUGCACAGAUUCCAGGAAGCUGCCACCGCGGAAGAUGAUUUCUGGGUAGCUGAAGAGCAAUCGGUUCGUGUGCAAUACAUGAAUCAAAAGGCCAAGUUUGGAUACGGUUUCUUCAGCGAUUUGGGUUGCACUGCCUUGGAUAUGCCAUACAAGGAUUCCGAUUUGUCCAUGUUCGUUUUGUUGCCCCAGGAACGUGAGGGCCUCAAAACUUUGGCCGAGAAACUAAAGACGGUGAAUCUUGUGGAUUUGGCCGAUAAACUUGCCGUGGAGGAAGUGCAUGUUAAAUUCCCUAAAUUCAAGGUAGACUACUCCCUAGAGUUGGCCGACAAAUUGAAACAGCUCGGCAUCAAGAAAAUGUUCGAUGCUGGCGCGGAAUUCGAUAACCUGCUGGAAUCCCCCGAAGGUAUUUUUGUAUCCAAAGUAUUGCAUAAGGCCACAAUUGAAGUCAAUGAGGAGGGCACUGAGGCAGCUGCCGCUACUGGCAUGAUCAUGAUGACGCGCAUGAUGACAUUCCCCAUUCAAUUCCAAGCAGACCGCCCCUUCUUGUAUGUCAUCUGGAAUAAGAAGAAUAUUCUCUUCGCUGGUGCAUUUGUGAAUGCUCCUUAGAUGAUUUUAUGACAUAUAAAAGAUACUUUCUCAUCAUUUCAUAUGCACUUUGUAUUUAUUUUUUUUGUUUCUAAAUUUUAAAUAAAUGAAACGUACAAAAAUGUAAA
Drosophila willistoni is the source of this 1524-nucleotide messenger RNA. RefSeq names its product serine protease inhibitor 42Dd. Bases 293 to 1417 code for a protein of 374 amino acids. The record is from RefSeq and is a predicted model, not a curated record. Lineage: Eukaryota; Metazoa; Arthropoda; Insecta; Diptera; Drosophilidae. Gene Ontology annotation, molecular function: serine-type endopeptidase inhibitor activity. The transcript is spliced from 3 exons.